GAGGAUGCUGCGGCCGUUGGGGCCGCCGGGACGGCGCUGAGGCGUCGCCGUCCGCGCCGCGGCGCAGCGUAAUCAUGUCUACAAUUCAGAGAAGGAAUCUAGCAAGUUCAUGCUGAGGUAUAUUCUGAAGUCAAGAUACAGCGGCUCAUGUUUUUUUGGCUGAAUAACGACAGUCGGGUAGUAGAUGUCACAGGGAUAAAUUUAUGUAUCUUGCUGACUUGGAAGAGGAAGAAAUGGAGAACGUGAAAGAACAAUAACAUAAUCCAUGGAUAAAGUGGGAAAGAUGUGGAACAAUUUCAAAUACAGGUGCCAGAAUCUCUUCAGUCAUGAAGGUGGAAGCCAAAAUGAAAACGUAGUCGUUAACUCCAGUAGUUGCUCAUCUGCUAAAGACAGAGCUGUCCAGAUAACCAGUUUGGCUCAACAGCGACCCAGCAGCCCUCUGAGAGAAAACAUUGCUUUGCAGUUAGGUUUGAGUCCUUCAAAGAACUCCAUCAGGCGGAACCAAAACUGUGUCACAGAAAUUCCUCAGAUUGUUGAAAUAAGUAUUGAGAAAGAGAAUGACUCAUGUGUCACCACGGGAGCUAGACUUGCUCGAAGGGACUCUUAUUCUCGUCAUGCUCCUUGGGGUGGGAAGAAGAAACAUUCCUGCUCUACCAAAACCCAGAGCUCUUUGGAUACCGAAAAAAGAUUUGGUAGAACGCGAAGUGGUUUGCAGAGGAGAGAGAGGAGGUAUGGAGUGAGUUCUGUACAUGAUAUGGAUGCAGUGUCAAACAGGACAGUAGGCAGCCGUUCUCUGCGACAGCGUCUACAGGAUACUGUUGGACUGUGUUUUCCCGUGCGAACUUACAGCAAGCAGUCCAAACCUCUGUUUUCUAACAAAAGAAAGAUCCAUCUCUCUGAACUAAUGCUUGAGAAAUGCCCUUUUCCUGCAGGCUCAGAUCUGGCUCAGAAGUGGCAUCUGAUUAAACAGCACACAGCUCCCGUCAGUCCGCACUCAACAUUUUUUGAUACAUUUGAUCCUUCCUUGGUUUCCACAGAAGACGAAGAAGACAGGCUGAGAGAGAGACGUAGACUCAGUAUUGAAGAAGGGGUUGAUCCCCCUCCCAAUGCCCAAAUACAUACUUUUGAAGCUACAGCACAGGUUAAUCCGUUAUAUAAACUGGGACCAAAGCUAGCCCCCGGUAUGACUGAGCUGACCGGGGACAAAAAUGCAACUCCUCCAGGAAACUGUGACUCUGAAGAGGACACAACAACACUUUGUCUACAGUCGCGCAGGCAAAAGCAGCGCCAGAUGUCUGGAGAGAGCCACGGCCAUAUCAGCAAGCAGGGGGCUUGGAAGGUGCACACUCAGAUCGAUUACAUCCAUUGCCUCGUGCCAGACUUGCUUCAGAUCACAGGUAACCCGUGUUACUGGGGUGUAAUGGACCGUUACGAAGCAGAAGCACUUCUGGAGGGUAAACCGGAAGGCACUUUUUUGCUCAGGGAUUCUGCACAAGAGGACUACCUCUUCUCUGUGAGCUUCCGUCGUUACAACCGAUCGCUGCAUGCACGCAUUGAGCAGUGGAAUCACAACUUCAGUUUUGAUGCCCACGAUCCCUGUGUGUUUCACUCCUCCACCGUUACAGGGCUUCUGGAACACUACAAAGACCCGAGCUCUUGCAUGUUCUUUGAACCGUUGCUAACUGUAUCUCUGAACAGGACUUUCCCCUUUAGUCUGCAGUAUAUCUGCCGGGCAGUAAUCUGCAGGUGCACUACGUACGAUGGGAUUGAUGACCUUCCAUUACCUUCAAUGUUGCAAGACUUUUUAAAGGAGUAUCACUAUAAACAGAAAGUCAGGGUGCGAUGGCUGGAGCGGGAACCUAUAAAAGCAAAGUGAAAGGAAAUCAGAGUCUCCAGUAAGCUUACACAAUAUGCUUUUCCUUGUGUGUUACAGUUUAACUGCAGCGAACGCACCAACAACGUCUAGCUUUUUUGCAAUAUCCUAUUGAAGCUGAGUGUUAGUAUCCUGUCAGAUGCUGCCUGCUGUUAAUCAAACGAAGUUGUGAUGCCUCUUGGAAACAAUAAGCAGACAAUUCUGCACGUUUUUCAUUAAGGCCUAGUGAAAGUAUUUUUGCUAAUUCCUAAAUAUUGUUUUUAUAGCUGUAGUAAUUGGAUGAAGAAACUAUGAGGCAUUUUCCAUGGAGCAUUCGUGUAAUGCUAAUGAAGAAAGACUGUAUUGGAGGAGCAUUUUUGCUCAUAUUUAAAGUAUUUUUUUAAAAUAUUGUCUUUAAAUAUUUCCACUAUUCAAAGUACUAAUUGAGCUCACAGUUGAGUUUCUGAACAGUAGCAAAUAAGAGUAUUCUGUUUUUAUCAGGAGCGGUUCACAGGAAGCAGGGCUAACCUGCAGUCCAUUAAGAGUUAACGGGCUUUUUUGGAUGCUAGCAGAUGAAUCAUGCUUUUCUCAGUGUAUAGGGUUUCCUAAUGAUUAAGACUUGAAUAUGCCUGCUCAGUACUGUAAUUCUAUUUUAAACACUUGGAGAUUUAAGUGGCAUUGUUAGCAAAAGUAAUGCUGUCUUGGACAGUUGCAUACCUUCCAGCGUGAGUUACUGAUUCAGUGGCAGGACGCAGAAUUGGGUUAUAGCCAUGAAAUGAAAGUUCUUGUAUUUUUCUAAAGCCUAACUACUUGUAAUUUACAAUGGAAGGUAAUAGUAAAGAGAAAAUGUUUGUUUGUUUUUUUUAUUUAAAGUUGUCUGAUAUUUUUAUGGAGAAAAUUACAAUUGGUUGAAUUAUAAUCAGAAUACAAAAUCUGACAUGUCUGAAAUGUCAGAUUUCAAAGGUACUGUUACACUUUAUUUGUAAAUAACUUUCAAUUUGCGCUUUUUAAAAUGUUUUAAAGUAAUAUGCACUGAUAAUAGUUUCAACAGAUUACUUGGAAACAAAAUUCUAAGUUCUGUUUGCUUAUUUAAUUGGAGAUGGAACUUCAUAUGGUUCUGUCUCAGACAUUUUUGCACUAAAAUUUUGUUGGAAUGCCCUGUCCCCUGUUCAAUGUUUUGUACCAAUUAUGAAUGCUCCCUAGUUUCUUUACCAGCUGCUACAGUAUGUUACUACUUACUUCUCUCUGGCAGUGACCUGUGCGAGGUAGGGAACAUUUUGGCUGCAAGUACAAUAAACAUUAUUCUUGUAUGCUACACUAACCCUUCUAUUGAUGUAUUUUUCUGCUUGCUGUGCCUUGUUCUGGCUUUUUGUGCUAAUAAAGUACAGUAUGUUCAGUGUUAUACUUGUAUAUCUGCUGUGUUUUUAUAUAUUCACGUAACUUGUAGCAGUUAACUGAAUUUUUAUUAGGCUUUCUUAGUGUAGGUAAUGCACAAAUACUGUGCAGCUGAGUAUUGGUCAGCACACCGUAUUCUGGGGUUUUGUAAUGUUGUGUAUCAGAAACCUGACAGUGUACAGCAUUGAAUGUUUCUGUAGUCACUACAAAAUAAUGAACUUGUCUGCAGGCAUCCAGCAUUUUGAAGAUUUUGUAAAGUAUCAAUGUUAAGCAAAAAAUAUUCUUAAAACAUUAUUGAUCCCCUGUAAUAGUUGCUGAAUGUGUUUUAGCCUGUUACGUAGCUAACUGCUUAGCUUAAUAUUUUGAUACUCCCCAAUGAGGAAGGAAUGAUUAUUCCUGUAAAUUGACAGUACAGCAGCGGCAUUUGUUCACUUUUAGACUAUUUUAAUAAAUAGAUGUACACGCAAACUGGCCAAAUGUCCUGUUUUUACCAAAGAAUACUGUCAAUUUAUGAUGGGGUGUUUUGUAGUGAAAAACUGCGAGUGGAGAGGUGCAAUUUCUGGUCUAUCAAAUAUUUAACCUGAGCUACGAUAAACCAAAGUAUUUGACAACUUCAUCUGAACUUAAGCAAUGUAUACAUUUGUGUUGGUGGAGCUUGAAACUUUUACGUCAAGGGUGUCAUCAUUUUGUUUCUUGAAUACGUGAUGUAUCUGAAGAAGAAUGAUUUAAAUAAUUUUGUAAUGACUGGAACAGCACUACAUAGAAGCUUAUACUGAAAGGGGUUGAUUUGAAGCACCCAGAAAGCACUUUAAAAUGUGUUUAUAUGCUCGUGGAAAAUCUGUGAUCUGGUUAUACAUUCUUUGUAGUAGGUUAUCUUCUUUCGUAUGUGUUAAGACUUCAGCUGUUACGGUGAAACUUUGUAUGUAAAUACCAAGUUUAUGUAAGUAUGUGUACAAAUGUGCUAAUGGUCACUUCAGUUUUAAAUUGUGUGUGUCCUUGGAUAUGCAGCUCCUGGUUUAAAACUACUCUAGGCAUAGAAAGAGGAAAAAAUUCACCAGCAUGAAAGUGCACCUAAGUGUCCCUUCAUUGUAUCGUUCUCACUGUUCCCUUGAUCAGAUCUGAAUUCCAGAUGAGUUUACUUUAAAUCUUGCUUUUAGUAGUAGCAGCACACAGUUUAACCUGCAGCCAAGUUUCGUCCCAACGUAAGGACCUGUCUUUUGUUUACAACAGUUGCAGUAUUGCUAGUCAUAAACUGGCUGAUGAGAUCCUAGCUUUGACGUUAUCAGUGUGGUCAGGAAUACACAUUCAUUUAAGAUUUUUGUGUAGUAAAUAUUUAGAGGAAAAAAAAUUAAAAAACAACUGAAACCUUAACCUCACAAGAUUUGUAUUUGUGUAAAUGGUCUUUAUGGAGAGGAUUUAUUGCUCCCUUGAGAGAGACAGACACAAGAAUGAUUCUAUAUAUUCCUCUACAACUGUUUUAAAGCUUUGCUUCACUGAAAUAUACAGAAUAACUUGCUCGUGUGCCUAUGUUAAAAAUUAUGUAAACGUAAUUUAAAAGUAUAAUAGACUUGAGUGUUAGCUGCUCACGUUGCAGAAUAUUUUUCUAAUUGAUGACUUCAGUUCUAAAGUCACUGAAACGUUGGUAUGUUGAGAAUGCAAGUACUUGACUCCUUUGAGGACUCUAGUUUAACUUUGGCAUUCUGAUUUUGUGUAGAAAAUGUUGUAAAUGCCCUCAUCAAAAUAUGUGUGCAAACAACUGGUUUUUUUUCUUACUGUAGGAUUCAAUGUAAUAAGGUAUGCUUGCAUGAUUCUAAUCUAAUCUGCUUACGUGACAGACAGGUAUUUAAUAAUCAUGUGAAGUAUUCAUUGGAGGUGACUCUUAUCUCUGUAGAAAGGGCUAUAGGUAGGAUUUACUCAGUGAAAUUAUUUUGCAAAAACCUUGCCAGGAGAUUUUGCCAUUGUUUAAAAGAACAGGUGCUAUGAGGGAACUCAGAUCUUUGAAUACUUAGCACAACUUGGUGGUUUUGUUACAUAUAAACAUGUGCAUCAUAAGACAUUAGGAAGUCAGCAGCAGAUCUACUUUACCAAAAGAUGGAAAUUGUGGUAAUCAGAAUUUCCAUUUUACGUUAACCCAACAUCGGAAAAUUAUUGAGUUAGUAAUUGUUGCUAUUGAAAUGAGAAUGUGUGGGGAGUUUGCUCUAUUACUGGGUCAUUGUAGAAGACCAUUUCAGUUAUUAAAAAAAAAAAAGUUGGGCAUUAAAUCUAAAUCUUUUUUAGAAGUCUUUUCAUAUCCCCAUGGAACUGGAGAAAUGUAGUCUAUUGACAAUAGCUGAGGGUCUUUUGUUGUUGGUUUUGGAUCAGUUUUGUUAAGGAUGUAGGCAGUUGAGGUCCAAAUAAUUUUCUUGUCAGAAUGAAACUUCUCUUAAGAAAAUAAAUUGCAAAGCCAUCUUCUGACAUUUAUGUAUUUAAAUUUUUGUUUGAUGACUUUGUGCUUAUGAAGGGGUAGUCUUUAACUUAGAAGCAUACAGUCUUUGAAAGAUCUGUGUGUGUAUCCAGUAUCUCUUCUAUGCUAGACUUCAUACCGACAAUCAUUUAUAUUGCAAAGUCUAUAUUUAAGAUUCUGCAUCAUUUGGAAACAAAGAAAGAUUCUGCAUUUCAUUAGUAUAAAACCUGUUUGCUUUAGUCUCCAUAUGCAAGCCAGGCUUCUACAAAAUAUUUGCAGAAUGCUUUGGAGCCUAUAUUUGCUGUGAAAUUGCAUGCAAGACUGACACUGUAAAGUCAAGAGGUGCUGAGUACUGUACAGAGAUGAAUGCAGGCAGCGUGCAUCUUCUUCUCAAAGAUAACUUGAAAUACAGUGUUUAAUAGAAACAUACUAGCUGAUUUUUCUGUUAGUUGUUCUAAAAUCACUGUCUGUCUCAUUUUAAAAACAAUUCACAUUUAAAGUAAUGAAAGUACUUCUAACUCUUAUUUUCCUAAAGUAUUUUUGUGAGAUUACUUAUGUGCCAAAUCUUGGUCUACACAAAUCUGCAUUGCCCAUAGAUAAUGUGUGUGUCAGUAAGAUGCCUCCAAGCACAUGUGCAUUGGUGGUCUUUAUUGAAGCUUCCCAAAGUACAUUGAUAUGGUGAGCAUUAAUAUAUUGGAAUUUAAAAAAAUCUCUUUAACUUCCUGCCUGCAUCGCAUACGCUCCAAAUAGAGAAAGGCUGUGUUCUUUUUGUCUUCACCUGUAAUUGCAUGUUGUGGCCAACGGCUUGGUCUGUGUUUGCUGCUGUUGCCACACUACCGCUAUAAGCAGUUUUCUACAGACUGUGGCUGAAGGAGAUUUUUUUUGUUCAUAAUUGCUUUUCUAAAAAAAAAAUAGGAAGGAUAGAAAUUGAUUGGCUUUUAAAGUGCUAACUCUUCCAAAACACGUUGUAACACAGCUGCUCUCCCUUUUCACAGUGACAUGAAGAAUCAUUUAGCUUGACCGUUGGUUGCACCUGCCAAAUGCGCUUGACUUAAGAUGUCUGUAUUUUAUGCAGCUUUAUUAUUUUCCAUUAAAAAUACUACUGAUGACAACUUUGAGGAGGAAAUAGCUUGAUGUCUUAACAUUAAGAUGCUUAAAGCGAAUGUUACACAGUGAGGUAAUGAUCUGUUGAGGAUUCUUUUUUAAGAGUAGUUACCUCUUUUGCUAUGUCUUAAGACUUAAAAAGAAGUUGUCUCUUGAUGUUACGUUUAGAGAAUGGAAAUAAACCUGUUCUUUCCCUUAAUUUGCUUGCAUGUUGCCAUACUGAUUCAAAUCUGGUAUUUCAAUGAAGCAUUGCCAUUUUUCUUAUUUUUAUACAAUAUUCCGUUUUCAGAAGUUGUAUAUGAAUGGGACAUGAGUGCAAUGAAGUGUCUGUACAUUCAUUGUUACCCAGGUAACUAUUGUAUAUAUACACUCUUCAAGCUGAAGAAAUGUUCACUUUGUAAAUUCGCAUUAAAACUCCAGCCGUUAAUCAGAUAGGUUUCUUGGGGCCAACACAAUGCAUUUAUGAGCUGAAGCUGAAGGUGCUUGACCUUUUUUUUCCCCCAUCUUUGGUAGAAAGGAAAAAAUACAUACUUGUGUAUGUAUGAUGUAGGUUAUGUGGCAGAUUGACUCGUUAAGCACACAGCUACAUGGACAAGCAGAGACAUACCUGAACUUGCUUCUGUGGAAUAAAGGAAGCUCUGAUUUCCCAGCAGGAGUUACAGCAUGGUGGCAUGCUGGCAAAGAGGAGGCAGAAUUAGGUUUUGCUCUUAAAACUUUGGAGAAGCCGUUCAGUUGCACACUGUGUGCUUCUUGUCUGAUACGGUAUGUUAUUACAGUCCUGAGAAUUUUAAUAGCUUUUGAAAGGUGCAAAAGUUCUUGACUGCUUUUUCUUGACUUGUCACUUCUUGCUGUCAUACUGUAGCUUUGAAAAAGCAUGGUGAGAGAAAUUUAUUAAAAAUUAGUAUGUGUAGUCACUAACUGUAUAAGCUCUACUUUGUAAUAUCGUUAUGCAGAUGUCAAAUUCUUACGUGAUUAUAUUUAAACUGUUUUGGGAGAAUGAAUAAUAACACUGUGGACACAAAUGAAUUCAGAUUGCACUAUAAACUUACUUACCAGAAGCCUUCAUUCUUACAAAACUAUGCGAUCCCUGCACAGGAAACUGUAGCUUUGGUGUUUCAGUUGUUGGUAGGUGUCCAGAAGAGCGGCACCCAGACAGUCCCUGGACCCAUUCCCGACAUUCCAGCUGAAGGGGCCCUGGCAGGCCUGCAGGGCACUCGAGGAGUUGGCUCUUGAGUGUGCCAGCAGCACUCGGCUGCUGUGUGCCGUGAUGGCACUGUCCCGGUGCCGUCUCCGUGUGCGAUAGUGCUGCGCUGGGUCACACGGGCUUAGGUGGUUCUUGACCCUCUGCAGCUUCCAUGUGUCUCCAUGCCGCCCAACUUGUCUUUGUUAACCGGUUGCCAAACUGUCUUGCAUCUUAAUAGUGAGAAAAUAAUGUGAUCUAUAGCUAUCCGAUUGGUGUAUUAAGUAAUAGAUGCCUCUGUCUUAAUAAAUGGGGUAUAAACUAC
Molecule: messenger RNA, 8299 nt
Organism: Lagopus leucura (white-tailed ptarmigan)
Lineage: Eukaryota; Metazoa; Chordata; Aves; Galliformes; Phasianidae
Gene: SOCS5
Product: suppressor of cytokine signaling 5
Exons: 4
Coding region: 266-1876 (536 amino acids)
Biological process (GO): phosphatidylinositol phosphate biosynthetic process; positive regulation of proteasomal ubiquitin-dependent protein catabolic process; cell surface receptor signaling pathway via JAK-STAT
Cellular component (GO): phosphatidylinositol 3-kinase complex
Molecular function (GO): 1-phosphatidylinositol-3-kinase regulator activity
Source: RefSeq, a predicted model, not a curated record